This is a messenger RNA of Mesorhabditis belari, 6507 nucleotides long. The record is from the annotation of a GenBank genome assembly. NCBI's taxonomy places the organism in Eukaryota, Metazoa, Nematoda, Chromadorea, Rhabditida, Rhabditidae.
AUGGAAUAUCCAUUUCCAGAGGAGGAGAAAGUGCGCCGAGUUUUGAGGGAAUUGAGAACAAGAGAACGAAGUCAGGAGAUCGAGAACGACAUCCGCACACUUGAACGGGUUCUCGAGGAUCCCUCUUUUCGGAAGCAUCUCACAUCACCGACUCCACAGAUAGUCACAGAAGAGGAGCCACCAACAACAAAACCCUCCGCCACAGCACUAGCGCCGAAAAAACUUGCUCAAACACCAACGCCGAAUACAGAAAGACUUCGGAGUGAAAUCGAGUCAACACUCAAGGCACAACUCGCAUCGAAUCAGCGAUUGAUAAUAGCUGAAAUCGAUCCAUCUUUGGGUGCAAUCCUUCUCGAGACAGCUGAAGCGAGACCGAGACUUAUCGUUGUUGGGCCACAGGAUAUCAAACAAAAAAGUGGUGGCGCAGUUCGAAUCGGAGAUCGGUGGUUGGCUGUUGCCGCACCCCAUCACAUUCUUCAUCCCCAAGACUCCGAAUGUUCGCGUGGUUCCGCCGAGUCUUGUUGCAGCACCCUCACACAAUUAAGGGCGGAGUGGAGCGGGAUCGCCUCCCGAAGUGUUCGUGCUGGGGUCACUGUUGCUGUUGCCGCACUUCGCGAGAGCACCCCCAUGGUGCUCUCUGGUGAAUGGACCCAAGUGGAGGUGGUGCGGUUGGAGGUGUUGCAGGGAGGGCUGGGAUUUGGAAUUGUCGGUGGGACAUCAACGGGCGUUGUCGUUAAGACAAUCCUACCUGGCAGUCCAGCCGAUAAGGAUCAACGACUUCGCCCGGGAGAUCACAUCCUUCAAGUGGGCAGUGUGAAUACGCAGGGAAUGACGAGUCAACAGGUGGCGACAAUUCUCCGACAACAAGAAAACAUUGUUGAGAUGAUUGUUGGACGACCGAUUGUGGGCACUGAUCGACCUGACGAUACUGCUAAUUGCUGGACAAUGUCAACGAAAGCGGCUCUCAAUCCGAGCACUUUGGAAGAGGAAAUGAGAGAAAGAAGGCACACAAAUGAGACGAUAAAUGUUGUACAAAAUGAACAUGAUGAGAAUAAGGAGUCUACCUCAGCCAACGGGUUUAUCACCAAAGAAGAUAAAGAGAAUCGGAGAGAUUCAAAGGAGAAAACAGAAAAUGCAUUGGAACGGCAAAGCACAAAGACGUCACAAGACGUUGAAGCGUCGACAUCGAAUGCCCCUAGUGCUCAAGAGAGUCGAAGAUCGAGUUUGGCCACGAAAAAUCAAUCCGAUCCCACCACAUCUCAAUCUCCAAUCAUCUCCCUAAAAGCUCUCCAAGAAAUGGCGUUGACAGUGUUUCUUCGAGAAAACUGGGAAAAAGCGGAACGUUUUGAUUUGGUCGAAGUUUUAUUGGAAAGACAUCCAACACUUGGAUUGGGAAUCACCGUCGCUGGAUAUGUGCAUAGGAAAGAAGAAAUCGGUGGCGUUUUUGUGAAAAGUCUUGUGAAGGGAAGUGCCGCGGCAAAGUCGAAACUCGUUCAUCAAAACGAUCUCAUUCUAAAGGUAAACGGUGAAUCUCUCGAGCAUCUCUCACACGCCGACUCUGUGAAAACCCUUGUGAAAAGUGGGCAAAAAGUUACUCUGAGCCUUGUCCGUUUCCAUCCGGAAAGCCCUCAAGCAUUGUGUCUCACCAUGCUUCAAAAACAGGAAACGGAAACACAAGUGAUUGAUGUUCAAUCGUCGGAUCCUGAUCUUGUUGCACAAUGGAAAGAAAAGAUUGCAGGAGACGUGGAGAUCAUUCAAGCAGUGAUUCGACCCGAUAAAAGACAUCCAGUCGGUGAUGGAGGACUGGGCAUUGCUUUGGAAGGAACGGUUGAUGUUGUUGAAGGAGCAGCACUCUGUCCACACCAUUAUAUUGGAUCGAUUCGAAGAGAUGGACCAGCGGCUGGGCUUCUGCAUGCAGGAGAUGAGCUGCUACAGGUGAAUCACGUGCACGUCUAUGGCGAAUCACAUGUAACAGUGAGAGACGCUCUAUCAAGAGCCGUUGCCGCAAAUGCCCCCGUUACCCUCGUUGUCGCCAGAAAGACAGAAACGAUCUCAAUGUGGAUGCCAUCAGCUGAAGCUCCACUCGGCUCGUUGCCCCUUUCCUAUCCACUUCUCGCUUCAGCUAGUCAACAAAUUGCCAAGGCAAAAUCUGAUUUAUGUCUGCCGAGUUGCAGUCGAGAGCCGGAUGAUGCUCAGGAACAGGAUCAAUGGUCUCAAAAGGGACAACGAAUGAGAGCAAGAUCAUUAGAACCACUUGCUGGUUUGGCUGUAUGGGAAUGUGUUCCAUUGAUGGUUUGGUUGCACAAAGACACAAAAGGAUUAGGAUUCUCUGUUGCUGAUUAUAAAGAUCCCCGACAUCCCUCUUCGUCAGUGGUUGUCGUGCAAUCGUUGGUGCCCGGUGGGGUGGCUCAAGCGGAUGGGCGAAUUGUUCCCGGUGAUCGCCUACUUUCUGUCAAUCAACACGAUCUCUCUUGUGCUAGUCUCGAAAGAGCGGUAGCUGUUCUGAAAGCGGCUCCGAUGGGCCCCGUUCGACUGUGUAUCGCCAAGCCUGUGCCCAUCGAUGAAAGGCGUUCGCUUGCCAAUGGCGGAUGGCCUGUGUUGACGAGAGCUGAGAGACAUUUAGCAAAGAGUGCAAGUCCGACAAGGGGAAGACAACUGUCUCGAUCAAUUCAUUCAUCAGAAGAAACGGUUUGGUUAACAAGUGCCGAUCAAUAUCGAGCUCUUCAUCCACAGGGCUAUUUCCCUUCUCGUACCCCAUCAGCUGCCCAUUCUGGACGAUCGAGUAUCUCUGGGUCAAUGGCCUCGAUGGCCUCAUGGUCUCCAUGUUCAUCUCGAUCCGUUUCUCCCGCAUCGCCCAUGAGAUUAGCAGGUUCAUGGGCUUAUGAUGUGAUCUAUUUACCAGCUCAUUUGGAACGAACAGCCAAAAUUCAAAAAGGAGCUCUUCCAUUAGGGAUCACGGUGGAUGCGGAAAGAGAUAAAGGAGUAAAUGGAUGUGUCGUCAGAAGUAUUUGCGGCAAAAAGGCCAUCGCAAGAGAUGCUAGGAUACAGGUUGGCGAUUAUAUCGUGAAGAUCAACCAUGAGACUUUGCGAAACACGACGAGUGCGCAGGCAAGGCAAAUCCUAAAGAGGACGAAUCUCGUUGGGACAACUUGCAGCAUCGUUUACAUCACGGGCGCCGAUGCGAAAAUCUGGAAAGAGCGUUUCGGAAAAGAAGUCGAACCACAGACACCCGAAAUGAAUCGUUUAUCGCCUAGAGUAUUCCCGAAAUUCUAUCGAACGACUUUAAUGGAGAGGAAAGCGUCAAUGGAAAGUCAACCCGAUGUUUCGACGGCUGUUUCGAUUACAGAAACAUCUGAAAUCGACUCUAUUGCUAAUGAUAACGAUAUUCUGAGAUUGACAAAACUGUUGGAAGAGAUUCUUGAAGAAUUACUUGGAGAGAUUAUUGAGUCGGCAUUGCGAGAAGCAUCUCUUCAAUUGGAUAUCCUCUCAAAGACACCAGAUUGGAGUACAGCUAGCAGUGUUCCACUGCAUCCACAACAAACACCCGAAACAAUAAAAAGAGUUGAACGGGAAAGUCUUUUCAGAAGAGAUUCCGAGCCACCAUCAUUUAAAGCAAGUCCCAUUGAGAGUCCUGAGGAGAAAAAGAGAGAUCUCGUUUCUGGAAGUCCCGUUGAGAUCUCAUUCUUGGAAAGUCCAUCAUCUGAAAUCGUUCAAAGAGUUGUCGAUUCUGUACUCGAAGCUGCUUGGAACGAUACUAUCAGAGAAGUUGAAGAGGAAAAUCGACAAAAAGAAGCGCAACUCGUUCAAAAGCGGAUAUCACCGACAACAUCGGGUGAAGAGGCCGAUGCUGAGACACAGAGUGAAUCAAAAGAAGCAAAAUCGAAGAAAGAUGAAGAAAUGAUGAGAAGAGAAAUACCACAACAGCACUAUGAGACAUCGCCGAUCAUACAAAGAGUACCAUUAGAAGCGAGGACACCGAGUGCCGGUAGUGAGACACAGGCUCGAGUUGCCUUGAUGAGAUCAAAGCUUUGGGGAGAGGCGAGAACGGUGACUUUAAAUCGAGAACCCGAUAAAUCUUUUGGUAUCAGCAUCGUUGGCGGACGGGUCGAAGUCUCACAAAAGGGCGGACUCCCAGGCACUGGGAAUACGGUAUCCGGGAUUUUCAUUAAAAGUGUACUGCCGAAUAGUCCCGCUGGAGUGAGUGGCCAAAUCAAUAUGGGUGAUCGAGUGCUUUCCGUGAACUUGGUCGAUUUGCGUGAGGCGUCGCAUGAAGAAGCUGUUGCCGCGAUAAAAUCCGCCGAAAAUCCGGUGAAAUUCGUGCUUCAAUCUCUUCAUUCUUUUGCGCCACAUCAGCAAAUGAUCUCUUCAACUUCAUCAUCAACAAUUGGAUCAAUUCGAAUUGAGAAUAUCCAAAGGACGCAUGAAGCACAAAUUGAGACAAUUUCGACUCAACACGACAUCUCGGUAAUUGAAGAGAAAGGCGUCGACAAAAACGACAACGGCAAAGAUCGAGGCCACAUCUCCGUCAUCACCGAAAAGAGAGCCAUUCGACGACAAGCCACAAUCGAGUCUAAAAAAUCCCUCCAAUCGCAUGUCUCGGAUCAUUCGAUUCACUCGGCUCAUUCAGCUUCAUUAAGAAGUAUUCAAGUUGAUGUCAAUCCAAUCACUCCGUCUACAUCAGUGCAGGACAAAAUCUUCUUUGUGCCGGGAUCGUUUGAGAAAGAAGAUGUGACAGUUGAGGGAAUCGAUGAUGAGAGUGCAGCUGCAUUGAAACGAUCAACAAAAGACAAUGAACCAUUGUCAACGUAUGGAUAUACUCAAGGCAAAAUCGACUUAAAGUACGCGAGUCUACCCGGUGAGGCUCUUUUCUUCCAAUUAAGAGGCAUUCCCGAGGCUGGAUUGGGUUUGUGUCUUGCUGACAGUACAGACACCCUUCCACACGGGGUUCUCGUGAUCUCGGCUCAUCCAGCUUGCCCACUUCCCAUUCGAGCAGCUGAUGAACUACUUGAGGUAAAUGGCAAAGUGUUGAUCGGUCUAUCGCCAACGUCAGCUUCGGGAUAUAUUCGAGAGGCAACCGAGAACGAUUAUAUUGAACUCAUUGUGUUGAGAAGAUAUCAAAAUGAGAAGAUUGACGGAGAAACUUCAAAUGAAAUCCCCUCAACACUGAAUGGAAAAGCCGAAUCACCGAAAGAAGAGGGAAAAGUCGAGAAAGAAAAGGAAAUGACAGUGAGAUUUGAGGAUGAAGGAAGAAAAGGAGAUGCGAAUAGACGAGGAUCCACAUCACCCAGACACGCGGAUAGGAUGAAGCCGCCCACCGAGUCGACUUCUCUUGCACCUCAAGUAAGCGAUGCUCGCAAAAAGUCGAUCGCGAUUGAGAGAACGAUACAAAUUGAGACCGGAAAGGAAACACUCAUCGAAAUUGAUAAGGACGGAAAGGGUCUUGGUCUCUCAAUCGUUGGCGGCGCGGACACAGUUUUGGGCACUGUAGUCAUUCAUGAAGUGUAUCCAGAUGGAGCCGCUGCAAUUGAUGGACGUCUUCGACCGGGAGAUCAAGUUUUAGAGGUGAAUGGCGUCACUUUGCGUGGGGUCACUCAUGAACGCGCAAUCUCGCUUCUUCGACGGACACCAGCAAAAGUGCGCCUUCAAGUGUAUCGAGACGCGAAUCUUCAAAUUUCCCUUCUCGAUCCCACUCAAAUCUAUAACAUUUUCGAAGUGGAAUUGGUGAAAAAACAGGGAAGAGGAUUGGGUUUGUCAAUUGUUGGUCGAAAAAACGAGCCGGGUGUUUAUGUGAGUGAAGUUGUGAAAGGAGGAGCGGCUGAUGCUGAUCGUCGAUUGUUUACUGGAGAUCAGAUUCUUGCUGUCAACGGAACCGAUGUGGCUAAUCUAAUGCAAGAGGAAGUGGCUGCGAUGUUAAAAGCUUGCGUUGGAAAAGUGACAAUCAAAUUGGGACGAUGGAAGAUAACAGAAGCUGCUGAUAGAGUACAUGCAGCAGCUGAAGCAGCUAGAGCGACCAUCACUUCGACAACACCUAGGGAUGAAUCGGCAAGUUCAACAGCCGCCGGCACUCCAACAGAUGGAAAAAGAAUGGAUCGAGAAGGGACACUGAGUCCAUUGGUUGAAGAACCGUCCAGCUCAGGCACAUCACAUCAAGUGAACACAAUUCCGACUCCGAAAAGGAUCGGUGGCAUCGACGAGUGGAAGACUGAGUUUGGCGCCGGGAGGAACGGGAAUGGGCACAUCACCGAGGGAUCCGAUACAUUGCUUCUCGAAUUGAAAAAGCAAGUCGAUCAACAACUUGGAAUGGGAAUCGGUAAAAGAAGCCGCGGGAUCCUUGUGACAUCACUGCAACCGGGAAGUGCAGCUGCCGAAAAGCUGAAAGUCGGAGAUCGAAUCUUGGCCGUGAAUGCGCUUCCAGUCACUGAUCAGCUCUCAGCGGUGACUUUCGUGAAGAACUCAGGUGAGCGUCUUUUCCUUCAAAUUGGUCGUCCUCAUCAGAAUCCUCAUUCG